GUCAAUAGUUGGCUAAAGUUACCCCCGUCCGUCCCGCGUCAGUGGCCAUGUCGGAUCCACCCACCCACCACCAACACCAGUAGGCGCCCAAUAGCUGCUGCUGCUCGGCGACUUUCGUUUCGGCGGCGGCGGAGGGAGGCGGCAUGAAGAACUUCUUCAGGAAGCUCCACAUCGGGGAGGGGUCCGGGGACGGCGCGUCGCCGCCCGCCCCGCCGCUCCCCCGCAAGGGCAGCGGCGGAGGGGGCGGAGGCGGAGGAGGCGCGGGCCACCCUCCCCUCCUCCCCGAGCAGCGGCAGCAGCAGCCGCCCUCGGUGGUGUCCAGCUGGCUCGACUCCGUCCCGACGCGGCCCCCGCCCCCGACGCCCCCGCCCCCCGCGGAGGCGGAGGGGUCGGCGUCCGCGUCGCCGGGUGGGGAGGACAGGCGGCCAUCGGGGCCGGUGGGCGAGAGGAGGCGCGCACAGGAGGAGGGAAUGGAGCGGAGGCUCUCGCAGGAGGGCGAGCGGCGGCGAUCGCGGGAGGAGGACGCGGUGGAGGAGCGGGUCAUCAGGGAGUCGUCCGAGGCGGAGGAGAGGAAGCGGGAGAGGGAGAAGGAGGAGGACGACCUCGAGGAGUUCCAGCUGCAGCUCGUGCUGGAGAUGAGCGCCCGGGACAACCCCGAGGAAAUGGAGAUCGAGGUCGCCAAGCAGAUGAGCCUGGGCUUCCGCCGCCCCGCGAGCUCCCUCGCUGAGGUCCUCGCGGCCCGAUACUGGAAUUUCUACGCCCUUGGCUAUGAUGACAAAAUAACAGAUGGCUUUUAUGAUCUCUACGUCAUUGGGAAUGGGCCGGCAUCGAUAAACAUGCCCUCUCUGAGUGAACUGCGAGCACAGCCAGUUUCACAUAAUAGUGUCAACUGGGAAACUGUAUUGGUUCACAGAGGUGAAGAUCCUGAGCUUAUGAAACUUGAGCAGAAGGCCUCAAUCAUUGCUGUUGAACUUCGAUCGAGAAAUUCAGAAUUUGUUGGCAAUGUUUUGAUUCAGAAACUUGCUAAUUUAGUUUCUAACCACAUGGGUGGACUAAUAUUUGAUCCUGAGAACACGUCGAGAAAAUACCAGAAUAUGAUCAGAUCCCUGAGAGCACGUAUUGGAAGUGUAGUUGUGCCUCUUGGCCAAUUAAAAACUGGUCUAGCUCGUCAUCGCGCGCUGCUAUUUAAGGUUUUGGCUGAUAGCCUUGAUAUCCCUUGUCGACUCCUGAAAGGAAGGCAGUACACUGGAUCGGAUGAUGGAGCUUUGAACAUUGUGAAAUAUGACGAUGGAAGGGAAUUCAUCGUUGAUCUCGUGACAGAUCCUGGCACAGUUAUUCCUUCAGAGGGUGCUGUUUUGUCUACAGAAUUUGAAGACUGUUCCUACUCAGAUAACCAUCAGUUAAGCAAAGCUGAUACGGCCAAUCACUUGGGAUCUUCUCACAGUGGAGUCUCAAAUUCUGCAUGUGAUUCCUUUGAGUAUGAGCUACUUGACAGAAGAUCGACAUCAAGCAACGUUGGUCCUUCUGAUACAGAUGGAGCCGCGACUAGUCAAACAAGCAAUCAACAAAAUACGAUAAGUUCUUUUGAAAAUUUAUCGGUUAGCACAUUCCCAAGUGAAAAUAAACCUCUUAUCAAUGAAAGUAGAGGCACAGAAGAAGCGGUGGCACCAAAGAACAAAGAAAAACCAGUUGGUGCAAAUAACUCUCUGUCAAGUUCACCUUCUUCCCCAGAAGUGGGCAGCACUACGGGUUUCCGGAGGAUGAAAGUAAAGGAUAUCUCAGAGUACAUGAUUCAUGCUGCCAGGGAAAAUCCACAGUUAGCACGGAAAAUCCAUGAGGUCUUACUUGAAAAUGGAGUAGUGGCACCGCCUGACUUGUUUUCAGAAGAUUCAAUGGAGGAGCCAAAGGAUCUAAUUGUGUGUGAUGCCACCCUAUUUCAAAGCAAGGAUGAAAUGAAAAGGAGAAUGAAUGAGGUUGGAUCAAGGGAAUAUGCUGAUCGUGGUCAUGGCCCAUCACUGUCUCAUCGUCCUGGGCAUGAACUCCAAUCAAAAGUUGUACCUCACCGCGCACUUCUGGACUCACUUAAACCUGUCGAGGGUUUGGGUAUAUACCACCAUCCGGAUAUCCGUGAUAACACAUCUCCCUAUUUUUCUCAUUAUGAACCUUCGGCACCUCCCCAGGAAACUCCGUCACAGCUCUCAAAGCAAUUGCCUGUCACGGCUGCUGCUGUUGCAACUGCUGCAGUGGUAGCGUCUUCGAUGGUUGUCGCAGCCGCAAAAUCUAACAGUGAUAUGAAAUUUGAUGUGCCCGUUGCAGCUGCAGCCACCGUUACCGCAGCUGCAGUUGUUGCAACAACUGCUGCUGUUAGCAAGCAAUAUGAACACUCGGAGCCUGGUAAUCAGCUACUUAGUUUACCAAGCACAUCUGAACGAAAUGAAUCAGUUGAGAAAGCUGCAGAUGACUUUUGGGAUAAACAGCACACUGAAAUUGGUCAUGGCCAAGAUAAUGCUCUAGAUCAAGAAAGGGAUUCUGCUGAAGUUCCUCGGGAAGCUGAAAGAACCUCAGAUAAAUCAAGCGGGACAGAAAGUGCAAAAUCUGAAGUUACUCUAGACGAUGUUGCAGAGUUUGAGAUGCAGUUGGAAGAAAUCGCAAUCGGGGAACGGAUUGGCCUUGGAUCAUUUGGAGAAGUUUAUAGAGGUGAAUGGCAUGGAACAGAAGUUGCAGUCAAGAAGUUUUUGCAACAAGAUAUUUCGAGCGAUGCUCUGGAUGAAUUUAAAGCUGAGGUGCGAAUAAUGAAGCGGUUACGUCAUCCUAAUGUUGUUCUUUUCAUGGGUGCUAUCACUCGGGUGCCUAAUCUUUCCAUUGUCACCGAAUUUCUUCCAAGAGGUAGCUUGUUCCGGUUGAUUCAUCGACCUAACAACCUGUUGGAUGAAAAGAGGCGGUUAAGAAUGGCACUUGAUGUGGCACGAGGUAUGAAUUAUCUGCAUAAUUGCACACCAGUUAUAGUCCAUAGAGACCUGAAAUCUCCAAAUCUACUGGUUGACAAGAACUGGGUUGUGAAGGUUUGUGAUUUUGGCCUAUCAAGAAUGAAGAACAAUACCUUCCUAUCAUCAAGAUCAACAGCUGGAACAGCCGAGUGGAUGGCACCGGAAGUUCUACGUAAUGAACCAUCAGAUGAGAAAUGCGAUGUCUUUAGUUACGGUGUCAUACUGUGGGAACUUUGUACGCUACAACAGCCUUGGGAAGGUAUGAACGCAAUGCAAGUCGUUGGAGCAGUUGGGUUUCAGAGUCGCCGCCUUGAUAUUCCAGACAACGUCGACCCCGCCGUAGCAGAGAUCAUAACAAGAUGCUGGCAGACGGACCCAAGGGCGCGGCCUUCAUUUGCGGAGAUCAUGGCUGCAUUAAAACCAUUACUGAAGCCCGUACCCGCGAACCAAGCACCAAGGCAGAGAGUACAGCAGGCAGAGGGGUAGAGAAAAACGAAGAUUAGCAGCUGCCCAACGUCCAUACCUACAGGAAUUGUUUUUUGUACAGUUACACCAAAUGCGUGUGCAGAGUAAAGAGCGUGCGUGAUGUUGGUCCGUUUGCUUUCCUGUAAAGAUGUAAGUUCGUCCCAACAGUGGCAUGAGCCGUAUUAAGCCCGCCUGUCAUCGAUCCAUUCACGAAGACGGACACUGUCAGACCAUGUAACAGUUGAACAAGGAACUGACGUGGCGGGCGGAACAGGGGGCUUUGCUCAUACCAUCUCUCCUCCUCUCCUCCAUUUCCCUCUUGUGUUUCCACCAAAUGGUGGCUAUAUGUGCCAACACAUGUAAUGUAAUGCUGUCAGGUGUCAGUCAGAACCAAAAGGAAGAAAAAGAUGAAAAGCUUGUUCAGUUUGUGAUC
Aegilops tauschii subsp. strangulata is the source of this 3885-nucleotide messenger RNA. RefSeq names its product probable serine/threonine-protein kinase SIS8. Gene Ontology annotation, biological process: protein phosphorylation. Lineage: Eukaryota; Viridiplantae; Streptophyta; Magnoliopsida; Poales; Poaceae. Gene Ontology annotation, molecular function: ATP binding; protein serine/threonine kinase activity. The record is from RefSeq and is a predicted model, not a curated record.